AUGGAUGGCUUUCCGGGCAGCGUUUACACAUAUCAGGAACGGGCAUGGAUGGAAGUUACACUCGGCGAGCUCUGGCUCCAGGGCCAUUUCCUUAAAUACUGUAGCCCUAAACGUCCACAACUUACUAUAUUAAAUUCCCAGUCGUCCCACGAAACACUUGGAUUUAUUGAUAUUUGCUUACAAAAUGACAUCGCCUUGCUGGCAUUUCCACCACAUACUACCCAAUGGUUUUGUCCACUUGAUAAAACAGUUUUUGGACCAUUGUCCAGGGCGUAUUUCACUGUCUGCUCCGAGUUCAUGGCGAGCAGUCCAAAUAAUAUGGUGACCAAAUGGGAAUGGCCUCGUCUGUUUAGAACGGCCCAUGACAAAGCCUUUACUCCCUCUAACAUUCGCAGUGGCUUUCAAAAGUGCGGAAUAUUCCCACUUGAUCGGGAGGCUCUGCCAGAGUCUUUCGAUAUAUCAUAA
This is a messenger RNA of Mercenaria mercenaria, 465 nucleotides long. RefSeq lists its product as uncharacterized. Lineage: Eukaryota; Metazoa; Mollusca; Bivalvia; Venerida; Veneridae. Gene Ontology annotation, molecular function: nucleic acid binding. The coding region runs from base 1 to 465 and encodes 154 amino acids. The record is from RefSeq and is a predicted model, not a curated record. The transcript has a single exon.